Molecule: messenger RNA, 276 nt
Organism: Seminavis robusta
Lineage: Eukaryota; Bacillariophyta; Bacillariophyceae; Naviculales; Naviculaceae
Source: the annotation of a GenBank genome assembly
AUGGAGGAAGAUCCAAAUGCAUUCGGCAAAGAGUGGCAGGUCCAGUCUACCGAGCCUAUGCUGUUCCACAAUAUCAAUGGGGCUCAGCACCCUGAAACCUGUGAAAUGCCUGAUGAGGAUGAAAGGGCCGCCACCAAAAAGCGUCGUUUGGGAGCCUCUGCCGUUACCCGCGAGGAUGCUGAGAUUGCCUGUGCUCGUGUCGGGGAGGAGAGCUACGAACGGUGCAUCUUUGACGUUCUUGCCACAAACGACGUUGGCUUUGCCGGUGCAUACUAG